AUGGCCGAUCAAUUACCCCUGACCUCCUCCAGGUCUUCUGAUGUCACAGUAGAAGGACAAUCGCGACCCUCUAAGACAACGAUACCCAAUUUUGGCCAUCACCAAGAUCUUGCCGCGUUGGACAAUAUAGAAUUGACCCCACCAUUCCCUAGGCAGCAUACCGAUUCUUUCAAAACUGGACGGCUCCAAAACCGCAUAGCUUCAUGGUACCUCAGGAAUGAUGGACCUUGGACACCUGCCGGUCUAGGUUCUUCUCAGACCAACCUUAGGGCCCAGUUGAUUCUGGGCAAUUUACGAGGCAAUUCGCUUCCGUAUUUCCAGGAGAAUAUAGUGCCAUCCGAAUGUGAUACAGUUCCGACAGGAGCAAUACCUUCUGAUUCUGGAUAUGGUGGAAGCUAUGGAGCCAAGCACAGCGUUGGCAAUGGCUCAGUCUGUGACGAGUCACUUGAUCGGAACCCAGAGACCCAAAGCUUGAUUGGACACAUAGAUUAUUUGAAAUUCCAUUCUUUCGGCCCGGAUUUAGUGUCCAAGAGCGGAGUGGCCCUAGGAACUCCAUGGCCUCAAUCAGUAGCACCCCCUUCGUCGUCGUCAUCAGUCAUUGACCACCAAAUCAAUUUCGAUGGAGGUCACAUGUGUGAAUUAUGUGACAAGAUACUAAAGACAAAGUCCGAACUCAAGAAACAUAGGCAGAGGCAUGAAAAGCCCUUCAAGUGCGAUGUAAAAGACUGUACUCGCCGUGAGGGUUUCAGUACGCCGAAUGAUCUUUCUAGACACAAAAGAAGCCUACACCCACGCGAGUAUGCAGCUGGUAGCCGUUUCAUAUGUCCUUUCGGCGCCUGCAAAAGCAAAGACAAGAUAUGGCCUCGAGCGGAUAACUUUCGUGCUCACAUGAAGCGCGUCCAUCUAGAAGAGAUAACAGCAGACGAUGAUCUGGAAAAAUACAAAUUUGAUCCAAUCCAUCCGUCUAAGGAAAAUUCCGACCCAACCCCUGAAAGCACAACCGCUGAAUUCGGCCAAUUCAAUGCUCUCCUCACAAACAACACCAGCUGCGCUUCAGAAAGCUGGCCGUUACCCCGGAGUCCCGUUAUUGAUUUGUCCUCUAAACCAAGCCCAAUCGAGGGACCAAGCCAAGUCGGAGCGAGAAGCACUUGUCAGUUAGUGGACAAAUCUCAUGAUUUGCGUCACUUGUACUUACCCAACGAUGCUGCUACACAUGAGACACGCCCACACAGUGGCAGCUUGUUGCCUGACAAACAAACAAGUCCAACUAGACCAACCCCAGAAGAAAUUGGUCUCGUAGGGUCGCAGCAUUUACAUGAUAUAGAUGUCGGCCUUCUUUCUCAGAAGUCGAGUGCAACCAUUGGUAAUGGCAUGGAGCUUUCGAAUUAUGACAAGCAUGAUAGGCUUAGUGAGCCUCGAGACCAUCCCGGAGUUUCUUUACUUGAAAACCAGCCGAACAGACACUUAGAAGGGCUAGCUGAACCCAGCGAGAAAGAUUUUGCGCCGCCUCAACCUAGGGGCCUUGAUAUAGAAGGUUUCUCGCCCAUGACAGUAGACUUGAGGAACCGCGAUACGAUACAGCAUUUGCUCGAGACUCUUCAUGGUCAAGGUGUGCUCCAGGAAUUCGGAUACAAGAAGGAAGCGCUACCUGAACCAGAGAAUACAAAGAAAGAUUCAGUUGCCAGCAAUGCUUCUGAGCAGACUCACACAUGCUCAGAGUGUCCCAAAAGGUUUAAUCGACUGUGCGAACUAAGAAAGCACCAGAAACGGCAUUCGAAGCCAUACGCUUGCACAUUCCUAGGUUGUGCCAAAAAGUUCGGCAGUAAAAAUGAUUGGAAGCGUCAUGAAAACAGCCAGCAUCUUCUGUCAGAGCUUUGGAGAUGCGAUCAGAAGCAAGCGGAUACAGCCUCAGAGGACUGCGCGAAGUUCUUCCCCCGGCGAGAGCUAUUUAAACAACAUCUUGCUAUUUGCCAUGAUAUCAAGGACCAGGCAGUCAUAGACGACAAGUUAGAAAUAUGUCGCGUAGGAAGAAAUUAUGAGGUUCGUUUCUGGUGCGGAUUCUGCCAAAAGAUCAUCGAAAUCAAGAAAGAGGGCUCACACGCCGUGACUGAGCGAUUCAACCACAUUGACGACCAUUUCCACGGCCGAAAUGAUCAAGCCCAAAAAGAAAUUACCGACUGGAAGAACGAAUACCCACUCUGUAUUGAGGCCGAGUCGCUUAAUAAUGACUCUGAAGACUCCUGCGCUACUUCGGUGACGCUGGCUCCAUCAGUCACCAGCUCUAAUAUCCAUGACCAUGUGGGACUCACGAAACAGCACGCUAAAGCCAAGCGGAAGAGGGAUGACAGAUCCGAUGAAUUCACCCCAAAGCGUGUCGAGACGAUAGUGGAGAUGCCUAGGUCUCAUUGCGUAAGCGAUUCCUUUCCUUGCUAGAGGCGAAGUUACUAAUCUGUGAAGUGUCAAUGCCGCGAGACUAUGCCUGUGACAAGCAGGCAGUGUACCAAUUAUCCUUGCGAUCAUAGGUUAUGUGAUGAUUGCUACUAAUGCUACGAAUGCCAUGUGACGUUG
This is a messenger RNA of Hypoxylon fragiforme, 2568 nucleotides long. RefSeq lists its product as uncharacterized. Gene Ontology annotation, biological process: regulation of transcription by RNA polymerase II. Gene Ontology annotation, cellular component: nucleus. Bases 1 to 2433 code for a protein of 810 amino acids. NCBI's taxonomy places the organism in Eukaryota, Fungi, Ascomycota, Sordariomycetes, Xylariales, Hypoxylaceae. The transcript has 4 exons. The record is from RefSeq and is a predicted model, not a curated record.